UAGUACUAAACUAAAAGCAGUAGCCGAAUACCCCCUUUCUUUUUUCCCCAAUACGCGUUUACCUUUCUGCAUAUUUGCAGCAGCAGCGUCGGUAGUCUUCUAAACUCCCUUCUCUUUUUUUCUCUACUCCGGCGUACCCUUUUUAUUCAAUUUGCUGUACACAUUUUAUAUACCCAAAAAAAAAAAAAAAUUACUACGUAAGGAGGUUGCUUUUAUUUCUUUGUUCAAGUGUUGUUGUCAACAUAUCUCUGUUGAUGAAAUUUGAAUCAGAUCCAUACAUGUUGAGAUCUUAAAUUCUUGAUAUACUUUUUGGGUAUAAAAUUUGUUUCUGGAGGUUCUGGGUCACAGAAAAUAGGCGAAUCUUGGAUUGCAAUGAAGACAACAGGGAGAUUCUUCACGAUUGGGCUAGUAACAUCAUGGUAUUCGUCGAACAUUGGGGUUUUGUUGCUGAACAAGUAUUUGCUAAGCAAUUAUGGGUUCAAAUAUCCAAUAUUUCUUACCAUGUGUCAUAUGACUGCUUGUUCUUUGCUAAGUUAUAUAGCCAUUGCUUGGAUGAAAAUGGUGCCAAUGCAGACUAUAAGAUCUAGGGUUCAGUUCUUGAAGAUCUCUGCUUUGAGUGCUAUAUUUUGUGCCUCUGUUGUUAGUGGCAAUAUCUCCCUUAGGUAUUUGCCUGUGUCCUUCAAUCAGGCUAUUGGUGCUACCACUCCCUUUUUCACUGCUGUAUUUGCUUACCUAAUGACGUUCAAGAGGGAGGCUUGGUUGACUUAUGUCACUCUCAUUCCUGUUGUCACUGGGGUUAUCAUUGCCAGCGGGGGAGAGCCAAGUUUUCAUCUAUUUGGGUUUAUAAUGUGUAUCGGCGCGACUGCUGCAAGGGCACUCAAGUCAGUGGUUCAGGGAAUUUUGCUUUCCUCUGAAGGGGAGAAGCUGAAUUCCAUGAACCUUCUACUCUAUAUGGCUCCUAUAGCAGUCGUACUUUUAUUACCUGCAACGCUCUUGAUGGAAGAUAAUGUAGUUGGUAUAACAUUGGCACUUGCAAGAGAUGAUAUAAAAAUCAUCUGGUUGUUGCUGUUCAAUUCUGCCCUUGCUUAUUUUGUUAAUUUGACCAAUUUUCUGGUCACAAAACACACCAGUGCUCUGACUCUUCAGGUCCUGGGAAAUGCAAAAGGUGCUGUAGCUGUUGUUGUCUCAAUCUUAAUAUUUAAGAAUCCAGUGUCAGUUAUAGGGAUGCUUGGCUACACACUCACAGUUUUCGGAGUAAUACUCUAUAGUGAAGCAAAGAAACGUAGUAAGUGAAAUAUGAACCUGGAAAAGCAUCAACCACGACUUUGAUAUCAAUUGAUGUUCAAGGAAAGUCAAGCGCUUGCAGUUGGUAUCUAGGAAUUUUUCCCUCAUUUAUUUUUUGCCAGGUAACAUGGGAAACAAGAUUCAAUCUGUACCCGGGAAGAGCCAGAGUAGCCUGAAUAGAUCCGUAAUAAGUGACUUAAUUUGUCUAUACAUUCUUCCCACCAUAGGGUUAAGAAUGAAAGAUCUUUUUAUCUUUAUUCUUUGAGGAAACUGUUGACUAAGACUACAUUAUAUGUUACUGUAGUUAUCAUGAUGAGAUUUAUAAAUUGGAAGGAAGUGAAAUUUAGAAAUAUGUAAAUCGUUUCUCCUUUAUGUUGAAAAAGAAAUGAUUUUUGAAAGGACUAUGUUUGAGAUGUUUGCCUAGUGAUUAUAGUUC
Messenger RNA from Nicotiana attenuata, 1720 nucleotides. Its product is annotated as probable sugar phosphate/phosphate translocator At3g11320. Lineage: Eukaryota; Viridiplantae; Streptophyta; Magnoliopsida; Solanales; Solanaceae. Gene Ontology annotation, cellular component: Golgi apparatus. Bases 373 to 1293 code for a protein of 306 amino acids. Gene Ontology annotation, molecular function: antiporter activity. The record is from RefSeq and is a predicted model, not a curated record. The transcript has 4 exons.